AUGUCACCAGAGCUCACCCCAUUGGCUUCAGCUCUAGCAGGUGCUCUCGGAGCCGUCUUCUCCAAUGCACUCGUUUACCCCCUCGACACCAUCAAAACCCGUCUUCAAGCCCUUCCUCCUCAACCGAAACCUUUCUCCUCUUCCACUGAAGACACAGUACGACAUGAUGCCCAUGGUGUCAUACGAAGAUUAUCAAAACGAUUGAAAAGAUGGCAACUUCUUCAAAUGCUUAUACAGGUGAUUGGGACGGAAGGUAUCGGAGGUGUUUUUAAAGGUUUCUCAGCCAAUAUGAUCAAUACUUUUUCUCAACAAUUCGCUUACUUCUUCUUUCAUACUUUUCUCCGUUCAUGGACUCUACGAAAACUUCGAUCUUCACCUACCUCUCACUCUCAUCCUCCAACCCUAGGUACCUCUUCCGAAUUACUAAUCGGAGCUGCAGCAGGAGCAUUAGCUCAAAUAUUUACGAUACCCGUAGCUGUUAUUGCUACUCGACAACAACUUUGGACACCACCUCUUACGAAUCCUUCAAGAUCUAUCAGCACAAACAAUUCCUCACCUCUCACAACUACUUCAUCUCCCAACCAAGAAACCGAAACCCCUUCAUUACUUGAACAUGAGAAAGAAGCUUCUUUCUCCUCAGAUACAAGUUUAUUCCAAGUGGCUCAAGAAAUAAUAGCAGAAGGUGGUUUUACAGCUUUGUGGACAGGUCUUAGACCAGGUCUCGUCCUCACUGUCAACCCAGCUAUCACUUACGGAGUAUUUGAGAGAUUAAAAACUUAUCUACUUUCUGCCAAACCUAGAGAGGGAGAGGGAGGAAAAUUGAACGUUGGUGAGGCUUUUUGGUUAGGAGUGGGAAGUAAAACAUUAGCGACGGUGGUGACUUAUCCAUAUAUCUUUGCAAAAGUCAAAUUACAAGCUCAAACUUCUAAAGGAGAUUUGACCAUAUCUACUCCCAAACGCGACACCGACCCUUCCGACAUCAUCUCCGAGACGAAAGUUACUUUCACGAACAAAUCUAGAACUCCCGCGAGUGUCCAUAAAUCCACAGGAGCUUUAGACAUUCUACGACAUGUAUAUAAGAAAGAAGGGAUGAAAGGGUGGUAUCGAGGUCUAGGAGCGCAAAUCCUUAAAGCAGUCUUAUGUCAAGGUAUACUGUUCGUUUCCAAAGAUCAAUUCGAGGUUUACGCAAUUAUGAUACUCGCUCUUCUUUCACGUCUCAAAAACCGGAUUGUUAUCAAAUAG
Molecule: messenger RNA, 1242 nt
Organism: Tremella mesenterica DSM 1558
Lineage: Eukaryota; Fungi; Basidiomycota; Tremellomycetes; Tremellales; Tremellaceae
Exons: 6
Coding region: 1-1242 (413 amino acids)
Source: RefSeq, a predicted model, not a curated record